AUGGAGAUUUUAAGACAAGUCUCGAGUGGCACAUGCCAGAUCCAAAGGGCGGCUACAACUUUCAUAAGCAAUGUAGGAAGUGAGGAGAUAAUCGAGGAACGGAAACAAUGGACAUUGGAUGGACACUUGCUCGGACAUUUCCAGAGACGAUGCGAGGAAAACCUGCGAUGCUGCGAUAAUGUGAUGGAGUUGAGAGCGGUGGAGUUGCGAUGGAGAUACUGCGAAGUUUACGAAGGUUUUUUAAAUUUCUUUUUCAAAAUUUGUUUCGUUUUUGUUUAA
Messenger RNA from Caenorhabditis elegans, 279 nucleotides. It is a transcript of the gene T16D1.1, whose product is annotated as DUF19 domain-containing protein. Bases 1 to 279 code for a protein of 92 amino acids. The transcript has 3 exons. The record is from RefSeq and is marked reviewed. Lineage: Eukaryota; Metazoa; Nematoda; Chromadorea; Rhabditida; Rhabditidae.